AUAUUCAACAAUUAGGUUUUGUGGGUUUGAUACAAGCGUUGUAUAUAUUUUACAAAAAUUUAAACCAAUGCUCUACAAAUUCUCUACAGCCAAUCGUAUCUUUCCAGAAGUUUCCAGGUGCUCAACAGACAAGUUUCCUACCACAAAAAAUAAUGGAAAAAAUACGAAUAUAAAAUGUUAAGACGUCAUAAUAUAUUUAUAGCACCUUGAACUAAUUUAAUGUUGUAGUGAAUUUAAUAUAUUAUUUUAUUAUGUUUUAGGAACACGUCAAUACGUGAGUCGAAUGCAUUGUUGAAUCAACAAAAUUACGGCGUAAAGUAUAAACGUGCCGUAUUAAAAAUGACUAAUGAAAAAGAAAUUGAUGGCCAAUCCACGACUCCAGUCGUAUUGGUUUAUUAUUAUUAUAGUGAACAUUUAGUACGGAUCAUUGUUUAAAGUGAUAAAUUUAUAUUCAUUGUAUCCAAAUGGCUAGUUAUGAAUGAUCCGAAAAAAGAACAUCUUCCACUGCUCUGCGAUGAUUUUUCUGAAGACGAAUAUCAGAUUCACGCCAGCAACCAAAUAUAUAAGCGACGAGCAAUAUCUUCCAGCAACGGAAGAGCGAAAUACCACGUCAAAGGCGCAGCAGAGAUUAUCAAGCGUUGGCCAGAUCAUAUAUCAUCACUUCUUACAUAUUGGUGGAUGGGACUAGCAAUGAUUGCACUGACAGUUUUUAUAAUUUAUAACAGCGUUCUGGCACUCGCUAAAAUGCCUCCUCAAUCAAGACUGAUUAAAAUGCAACCACCUUUAAAAUUAGAUAGUAAGGCUAUUGAGUACUCCGCUUCUUAUAAGACUAUUUACAUGCAUGUUAUUAAUGAUAAUCUUACUAUGGAUCUAAAUGACUACAUGCCAUAUAUUGAAAUCGUAGCGAAAAACUAUCCUACAUUUAAAUACAAUUUUGUUAUACUCUUCAAUGAUACUUUAGACAACGUAGACGACAAUGUGAACGAUAUUCAGAAAAAUGAAAUUGCAAUGAGAUCGCUUCUGAAGACUAAAGAUUAUAAAAUAGCAACUCGUGACAAUAUUUUCAUACAACGAAAAUCUCUGACGUCAUUUCUGAAUGGGUCACCGAUAAAAAAGUAUUGGAGACAUUUACCACAGAAGUUCAUGAGUUUCCUGAUAAGAUGCAUAUCAAUAUGGAAUAAAGGUGGAAUAUCUAUCAACCCAUUGUUAUUUACCCCUAAAUCACCACAUCCCGAUUAUAUGGAUGAAAUUAAAAACAUACUGAAAAACAUUGAAAACUCAAAAACAGUUAAAAAGGAAUUUUAUAAGGAACUGACACCAACAGUGAAAAUUAAGAAAAGAGUUAAUAACAUUCGUGAUAUUAUUAACGAGUUAGAAAAUAAUAAUUCAGCAUUUGACGAAUCUAACGAUAAGCUUAUAAGUUUAGCAGAAGAAGAAACUAAAAAUGUUCCCUCUAAAGUAACCAAAAAUGCGUCUCAGAUUGAAUCUUUAACUAAUGUAAUAGAAACUAAUAGUGGUUCAUUAAAAAAUGUCAGAAAGAAACAUAUUUUACAUAAACAAUUAACAGGUAAAAAAGAUUUCACCGAUUCUGUAAAACUAAAUGCUCCAAAUUUUAAUGAUACAUCAAAUAAUAUUUACGAAAAAAGGGAUAAAAUUUCUAAUAGGAAUGAGACAACAGAUAAAAAGCUUUUCCCUAUGUUUUUAAAAUAUUUAUUUUCACCCUCUACAAAUGCCUAUAAUUCUGCGAGUAACGAUCCUCUAAGUGAAAAUAUUAUGGCAAAGGUUAGUGACGAAAGUUUGCCACAUAAAAACGACGAAUAUGUUCUCAGUAAUUAUGCCCUUCCUUUGAAACCUGUGUCUCGGGAAAUGAAUAAUUUAGUAUCGUCAGAUACAGAUCAGUUUCUGGAUUUGAACUUAGACUUAAAGGGAAAUAUAGUUGCUACAAAAACCCCUUGUCAUGCCUUUCUAGGAACAAUAUUUAAUAAUGCCAUACACCACGUAAAAGAUGAAACAGUCACCGAUUUUAUCAUUGCCGAAUUGUCUAUCUUUUGUAAAGGAACCUGGACAUCUUGUAAAGGCGUCAAUGUUAUAUUCUUAUAGUUGU
Colias croceus (clouded yellow) is the source of this 2104-nucleotide messenger RNA. RefSeq lists its product as uncharacterized. The record is from RefSeq and is a predicted model, not a curated record. The coding region runs from base 475 to 2100 and encodes 541 amino acids. Lineage: Eukaryota; Metazoa; Arthropoda; Insecta; Lepidoptera; Pieridae. The transcript has 3 exons.